Mytilus trossulus (common blue mussel) is the source of this 516-nucleotide messenger RNA. RefSeq lists its product as uncharacterized. NCBI's taxonomy places the organism in Eukaryota, Metazoa, Mollusca, Bivalvia, Mytilida, Mytilidae. The transcript has a single exon. The coding region runs from base 1 to 516 and encodes 171 amino acids. The record is from RefSeq and is a predicted model, not a curated record.
AUGGUCUUUGACAGAUUUCGACAAGCCAACUUGAAGCUUUCGCCAUCAAAAUGUUCUUUCUUCCAGCCAAAAGUCAAAUAUGUAGGACAUAUUGUAUCUGAAGAGGGAGUAGAGACAGACCCAGAGAAAGUUGAGCAAGUAAUGAAUUGGCCUACUCCAAAGUCACCUGAAGAAGUGUGUAGAUUCAUCGGAUUCGUAGGAUACUACCGCAAGUUCAUCCGUAACUUCAGUCAGAUAGCAAAGCCACUUACAUCCAUCAUGCCAACUUCAAAUAUAAAGAAAGGGAAAAAGAAGACUAAGAAACAACAACAAGAAGCAUUUCAGUGGACUGAUAAGCAAGAAACAGCUUUCACAACAUUAAAGCAACACUUAUCAUCAGCACCAAUACUUGGAUAUGUCGAUUACUCUAAACCAUUUGAACUCCACACUGAUGCCAGUGGUCAAGGACUUGGUGCCGUAUUAUACCAAGAGCAAGACGGACAUCAACGGGUUAUCGCAUAUGCUAGCAUGCGCUAA